AUGCCAAGUUGUGCCGUCACCUUCUUGUCGCCUUUUCUCAUCUGCGUCACCACCCUCGACCCACCCUACAGCCCGGCUUGUCGGUCACAAGUCCACUCUUCCAGCUAG
Messenger RNA from Geosmithia morbida, 108 nucleotides. RefSeq lists its product as uncharacterized. The coding region runs from base 1 to 108 and encodes 35 amino acids. NCBI's taxonomy places the organism in Eukaryota, Fungi, Ascomycota, Sordariomycetes, Hypocreales, Bionectriaceae. The transcript is spliced from 2 exons. The record is from RefSeq and is a predicted model, not a curated record.